GGAGGAGUAAAACUUUACCGUCAAUAUUUAAUAAGUUUAGCCGGUUUAGCUAUCACUCUGUGGGAUAAUAUGGUGUGCAAUCGAGGCGUAGGUUUAGUCAAACCUUUGCAGAGUGGUUUACUCUGCAGGUUUGUAGUUUUAGUCGUUUUUAUGAGCGUUAACCUGCCUGUUUCUGAGAGUGUAGGAAUCAGUCCGGAGAGAUGUCUCAUCUGGGGUCCAGGGCUGAACCCAGAUAUAGUUCUACCCGUCCGCUUCUUCAUCAUUCAGGCAGUCAACUCUAAAGGAGAAAACCUGACUCUAUCUCCAGGUAAAGACACAUUUAAAGUGAAGAUAAGCUCCCAGGACAAGAAUGAACACCUCCGCGUCCAUGUCCCUCCACCUCUGGACAGAGGAGACGGCUCCUUCUUGGUGAGGUACCGGCUGUACGGGACUGCGCUCAGAGGCCUCACAGUCCAGGUCCUCCACCAAGAUGCUGCUGUUGCCAAGUCACCCUACACUGUGCCAGGUCCAGUCUAUCAUGAAUACUGUGACUGUCCUGAAGCGGACGCCUCCGUCUGGCAGAGCGUCAUGCAGUGUCCCGCUGAGGAGCCUCAGAUGCUGGCAGACUUUAAAUCUUUUCCGGCAGUCGACCUGCAGCAGCUCAGACAGGAAGUGCCUCCGAGAUUCGCCAAUAGAGGAGGUAUCAUUCACUACGCCAUCAUUGACAACCAGCUGUACCGCCGCACGCUAGGAAAAUACACCGACUUCAAGAUGUUCUCGGAUGAAAUACUGCUGUCUCUGACCAGGAAGGUGAGGGUGCCCGAUGUGGAGUUUUACGUCAAUGUUGGUGACUGGCCGUUAGAGACCAGGAGAGCAGAUUCUAGUCCCGGGCCUGUUCCAAUCUUUUCCUGGUGCGGCUCCACAGAGACACGAGACAUUGUCCUCCCCACCUACGAGGUCACACACUCCACUCUGGAGACCAUGAGAGGUGUCACUAAUGAUCUGCUGUCUAUCCAAGGCAAUACAGAGCCUCCUUGGGCCACCAAAACAGAUAGGGCAUUUUUCCGUGGUCGGGACAGUCGAGAGGAGCGUCUUCAGCUGGUCUCUAUGUCCAAGAAAAACCCAGAGCUGCUGGACGCAGGAAUCACCGGAUGGUUCUUUUUCCGAGACAGGGAGAAACAUAUCGGCAAGACACCGCUUGUUGGAUUCUUUGACUUCUUUAAGUACAAGUACCAAGUGAAUGUGGAUGGAACGGUGGCAGCGUAUCGGUUUCCUUACCUGAUGCUCGGGAACAGUUUGGUUCUGAAGCAGGACUCUCCCUAUUAUGAACAUUUCUACAGCCAUCUCAAAGCUGGCACUCAUUACAUCCCCGUGAAGAGAAACCUGUCAGACCUGAUGGAGAAAAUCAAAUGGGCCAAAGAGAACGAUGCCGAGGCACACGAGAUUGCCAGAGCAGGUCAGGCGGCAGCCAGAGAGCUGCUGCAGCCCAGCAGACUCUACUGUUACUACUACAAAGUGCUGCACAUGUACUCAGAGCGGCAGAUAGGACAGCCAACACGACAUGAAGACAUGGUGCCGGUGCCUCAGCCGGACGACAACACCGCUGUGUGCACGUGUGAGCGUAAAAGCCACAAAGAAGAAACGGUUGUGAAGGAUGAACUAUGAUGGACACAGUCUUUAGUCUUUAAUGAAUGUCAUUUCUUUCUCAAACAUUCCUGACAUGGAAGGAAAAUGUGAAUUUCACUGAUGACCAUGUUACACUGCUUUCAUCUUGGACAGUAGAGAAACUUUCAGGAUGUCUCUGAAAUUAUAAUUCACAUUAUAAAAAAAUGGUACAGUAUUUUGUGUUUUUUGUACCCUUUGUAAAGUUCUGGUUAGUCAUGCAAGAAACUGCAGAUACAAUGACUGUUUUGUAAACGUGCCUUGGAUAUUUUUUAAUGCAUUUUUAUCUUAAAAUAAAUACAUGUGAAAUAAAUCUUAUUUUUGGUAGUUUACUGGGAAGUCCUUAUUGAACAUAAGAGAACCUUCAUUUUA
Molecule: messenger RNA, 2013 nt
Organism: Scomber japonicus (chub mackerel)
Lineage: Eukaryota; Metazoa; Chordata; Actinopteri; Scombriformes; Scombridae
Gene: poglut3
Product: protein O-glucosyltransferase 3
Exons: 6
Coding region: 70-1644 (524 amino acids)
Cellular component (GO): endomembrane system
Molecular function (GO): protein binding; glucosyltransferase activity
Source: RefSeq, a predicted model, not a curated record